This is a messenger RNA of Lithohypha guttulata, 1374 nucleotides long. RefSeq lists its product as uncharacterized. NCBI's taxonomy places the organism in Eukaryota, Fungi, Ascomycota, Eurotiomycetes, Chaetothyriales, Trichomeriaceae. Gene Ontology annotation, molecular function: (S)-2-hydroxyglutarate dehydrogenase activity. The record is from RefSeq and is a predicted model, not a curated record. Bases 1 to 1374 code for a protein of 457 amino acids. The transcript has a single exon.
AUGGCCAUUACGCCUUCAGUAUUUCUAGCAUUCCGCCCCGCUUGGCAGAAACGACUGAAUCAACAGAUCACCCGCUGCUUCUCAGCUUCGGCGCAGCAAAGAGUGGACUUCACCCAUGCUGUUAUCGGUGGUAGUGCAGUAGGUCUAGCCAUCGCUCGACAGCUCACGCUUUCUCGGCCAGAUACCAGCACUAUCCUAAUCGAGCGUCAUGGUGCUAUAGGAACGGAGACAUCGUCUAGAAAUUCGGAAGUCAUCCAUGCCGGCCUGUACUACGGACACAACACUCUCAAGACCGAUCUCUGCUUGGCCGGGAAGUUCAAGCUCUAUGAUCUCUGUGACAAGCAAGGCAUUCCUUAUCGUCGCACAAAGAAAUGGAUUAUAGCUCAAGAUGAGCAGCAAAUGUCCGAGCUGGAAAAGGUUCACAAGUUCGCCAGCGAGGUCGGGUACGAUCAGGUUCCCACUAAGUUCCUUACGCGCGAUCAGAUAUCGGAAAGAGAGCCAGACGUCCGUGCUGAAGCUGGUGUACUUGAAUCCGAGAGUACAGGCAUAGUUGACUCACACAACUUCAUGCAGUUUCUCGAAGCUGAUUUCCUCGAUAAUGGCGGCACGGAUGUCCUUCACACGAGUGUGUCUCGCGUUGAGAGACUGCUGUCAGGUAAUUACAAAAUUUAUACGAAGACGAUGGAUCCGCUUUCCACUACAGGUUUCACACAGCCAACUGAGGAUGAAGACGCCAUCGAGGUUGAGACGCUUAUCAACUCAGCUGGUCUUGCAGCAAUACCUUUGUCAAACUCAAUUUUGCCGGAUCAUCGUCAGAUAAAACCAUAUUACGCCAAAGGUACCUACUUCUCCUAUGCAUCUUCUCAUCCAAAACCCAAAACGCUCCUCUAUCCUGCACCAGUACCUGGUCUUGGUGGUUUGGGCACUCACCUAACCCUUGAUAUGGCCGGGCGCGUUCGUUUUGGACCUGACGUGGAAUGGAUUGACUCCCCAGACGCACCUGGAGCUCUGAGCCCGAACCCAAACCAGCUGAAAGAAGCACUUGACAUGAUCGCUACAUAUCUGCCCAGCGUUGACAGAUCUGCGGUCGACCUAGACUAUUGUGGUAUACGACCGAAACUUGGCAAGACAAGUGGUACAGCUGGUCCAACUUUUGCUGACUUCUAUAUCAAGGAGGAGAAGGACGAUGGCUUUCCUGGGUUCGUCAAUCUGCUGGGUAUCGAGUCUCCUGGGUUGACAUCAAGUCUGGCGAUCGCUGAGUAUGUCGAGAACUUGUUGUAUGGCAGCCAAACAGGACAAGGCAGGAACGUCGACGUCGAUGAAGCUAAAUCAAGGGGGAGAAAGGGACAGAAGAAUUUCGACUUUCAUCACUAA